GAUUUUGAGGCUGAGGCCCUCCCAGUCCCAGCCUAGAAAAACCCAAGGAGUCUUUUAUUAGAGUAGUAGCCUGGGGGAGAAACUUUGGAACGAGACACAGAUGGCAGCCACAACUAGAACAAAAAUACAUGUAGGAGGUUUGGGGCAGAGCGUUAGCAGCGAUGAUCUCCUGAAGAUUCUCUCCAACGUGGGAACGGUGGAAAGAUUGGAAAUCGUUAGGACCAAAGGCCGCAGCUUCGCAUACGUGGACGUCCUCCCAUCUUCCUCCAACUCCCUCUCCAAGCUUUUUAGCACGUAUAACGGAUGCGUGUGGAAAGGAGGUAAGCUGAAGCUGGAAAAGGCCAAAGAGCACUUUCUUACCCGCUUGAAACGGGAAUGGGCAGAGGCAGAAGCAGAAGCAGAAGAAGCACGCCAUCAACCCAUGCCAUCUUCUUCAGAUAACCCCAACAACAAAACCAAGGCUUACGUUUCCCAAAAUAACCAUAUUCGGAUUUUCUUUCCUAGAUUAUUGAAGGUCAAAUCAUUGCCACUCAGUGGGACUGGAAAGCAUAGAUACAGUUUCCAACGUGUCGAAACCCCUGCCCUCCCCAUCCAUUUUUGUGAUUGUGAAGAGCAUUCUGGUCAGUUUAAUGCUGUGAAACAAAAUGAAAACGAAGUUCAACAACACGAAGAAAUAAACUGUGCCAUGAAUGAGAAAGAGCUUAGUAUGAUGACCUCUGUAAUGAACAAGCUCUUUGAGAGGGGAAAUGUUUCUGACACUAGCAGGGCUGUCCUAGCUAAGGAAAGAGACAAUUUCAUCAAACCAGUUGAGGAUUCACUGUCUAACGAGGAGGAAGAUGAUGAUGAUGACAUCAUAAUUAAUGUUGUUUCUAUUUUAAAUAAUCGAGCAUCUAUGUCUGAGAACAGGGAUCAGGACAAAAUCUCCUCUGAGAAAACUAGACUUGGUAAAAACCAAAUUUCUAAGGAUGGAGCAAUUCAGAGUGAAGGCAAGGUGCGUAAAAGGAAUACUUUGCAUCCAAAAAAGAAGAGGAAACCACUUCCUAACAAAGAAGAUAAACAUGAACUUGCUUCUGUUUCACCUAAACAGAGGAGGAAUUCACAGUUCAAUGAGAGUGAAGCUGACUUUGAGGAAAAUGAAACGGAUGAAGACAACGUCAUAACUAAUGUUAUGUCCAUGGCAAACAAAGUAAUGCCUGUGUCAGGAAGCACGAAGCAUGCUAAGGUAUUAUCUAAACAGUUUAAAUCCAGUGAGACACAAACUUCUGAAGAUGGAUCAACUGAGAAUGAGCUCAAAGAGGAAAAAGAUCUUUUACUUCCUAAAAAGAAGAUGAAACCAUUUUUUGCUGAAGAAAGGGAUGGAAAUGAAGUUGUCUCUACUUUACCUGCAGAAAGGGGAAAUUUUCAAACCCAAUCAAGUGGAUCCCUUGUUGUUCAAACCACCGGACAAGAAAGUAGUCUCAAACGGUCGAGUAAUAGUUGUUCAUGGUCUCAAAAGUCUUCAUGGAGGGCACUUGUUGGAGAUAGAAGCAAUAGUGCAUUCAGUCUCUCCGAUAUUCUGCAAAAUGUUGAUACUACCAAGGAAAAACAACUCAUUUCUGAUGGUCCCAAUGUGAACAGCACUCCUGAUUGCAAGAAUGAGAAGUUGGCAACAUCUAAGAACUUGGAUGGCAUGUCUGGCAAUACAGAAAUAGCGAAUGUGCUAGCAGAAGCUCAGGGAAACCUACCUAACUCAGCUUCGAAUAAUUCAGGAAGAGGCUCUUCAUGGCUCCACAAGUCCUCAUGGAUGCAAUUGGUAAGUGAUAAGACCAAUUCUUUUAGUAUCUCAGAAAUUUUGCCAGGCACUACAAUACAAGAGCUUUCAAAGCCCAUCCGUGAGGAUGUGGUGCACUCCACCGAUGGCAAUAUAAUGGAAUGGCAUAAGACUGAGCCUAAAUUAGAUGCUUCUACAGCUUUAGGUGUUAGAAAGGAAGGAGACUUUGUACAGAGUAUUCCAGAAAACAACCAUCAAACUGUUGAAGACAAGAAGGAUGCUUCCUUCCCAGCAGUUGAGAAUAUAUGCAACCCAGAACCAAACAGAGGCUUUGGUAUAGAUACUAGAAUAGGCGAAACUUGUUCAUUUAUGAGAAGCUCUGCUUCAUUGAAAGAGUGGGUAAAAACUAAGAACGCCCUAUCACGCAAGAAAAAAAGGUGAUUCGAUAUGGUAGGUUCAUUUCAGCACUGACGUUCUGUUGAAAUGAUUUUGUUCUGAUUAUAGUAAGACAUUGUGUUCCAUAGAAAUAUACUUGAACCGUCAAAAAAGUAUCAGUCUGCUUUUCUUGUUAUAAAUGAAACCGAGAAGUUUUUAAUCAUUUUCACCUUUUAUUA
Messenger RNA from Durio zibethinus, 2364 nucleotides. RefSeq names its product RNA-binding (RRM/RBD/RNP motifs) family protein (gene ROS3). Gene Ontology annotation, cellular component: nucleus. The record is from RefSeq and is a predicted model, not a curated record. Gene Ontology annotation, molecular function: RNA binding. Lineage: Eukaryota; Viridiplantae; Streptophyta; Magnoliopsida; Malvales; Malvaceae.